AUGUUCGAUCAACUAGCCAGAUACCGCUCAGUCCGCGACCGCCAAAAUGUCACCGCCGCCGCCCGCGCGGACGUCCGGACCCUCGUAAACAUGGCAAGCGACGAGUUCACAAAUCCAGAAAACCUAGAGGCGUUCUGGGAGUGGCAGUGGCAAGGCCUGAAAGCGGAGAUGUCACGGAAGCCAAUAAUCGAAAGACAUACGCCUUUGUCUGGUCGCGAGAUCUGGGACACUGUUUUUAAGAUGAAAAGCUACGACUACGGCAGCUGUACGGCUGCGAAGGGUGAUCUAAACUGUCUUUCCUAUGAAUACCUGGGCCUUGGUGUGAUGGAUGAUGCUGGUGAGCGCUUUCGACUUACUCUUGUUCAGGACUUCCUUAUUGCGACGCGCGAACCACCAAGGGAUUCCGGGGGCGUGAUGCACGUUAUGCCGCAGAUGUUUCUGGGUGUCGUUGCCACAGACGACGGAGGGAACGAUCGUGGCUUCGUCUUCGCUCAGCUCGGGGAGCUCGAUCACUUCGUCGGCGACGAGGACUACGAAGAGGUCGCUGGAGAGAGCCUCGGUAACGGAUCAUUCAGAGGCACCGUAUUCGGUGUCGUCGUCAAGUUUGAAAGUACAGGCCAGACUGGCAGUGUCUGGCUCAUCUUCAAUCUCAAGCCCGAAAAUAGCGACGGUGCGAGAUACUGCUACUCUGACACAAGUCUUUAA
Macroventuria anomochaeta is the source of this 705-nucleotide messenger RNA. RefSeq lists its product as uncharacterized. Bases 1 to 705 code for a protein of 234 amino acids. The transcript has a single exon. The record is from RefSeq and is a predicted model, not a curated record. Lineage: Eukaryota; Fungi; Ascomycota; Dothideomycetes; Pleosporales; Didymellaceae.